CUGAAGCAUAUUUAACGGAGCUCGGCUCGGCGCGGAUCCAUGGCGGAAGCCAAAAGGCCGGCCUAUGCCAGCUUUGCCGCUGCUGCUGUGGCGGCGACAACAGAGCUCAUCGUUAUGCAGCCGCUGGACGUCGUAAAGACUCGCAUGCACCUCCAGGGAACCGGUAUCAAGACCGGCGACAACUUCCAGGGCACGGCGGCCGCGAUUCGCGGGAUCAGACAAAGUGAAGGCUUGGCAGGCCUUUGGCGAGGCUUUGUGCCUGGUCUUUGCGUAGUCAUACCUCGCAGAGGCUUCAAGUUUGUCUUCUACGACGCCUUCAUUUCCAUGCUUUGGACCGGCAAGCAGAAGGCGCCGUUCCAGCACAGCUUGGUGGCCGGCGGCAUGGCCGGGGCCGCUGAGGCCUGCAUCAUCACGCCCUUGGAGUGCGUGAAGAUUGCCAUGCAGAGCGAGAAGGCGGCAUCUGCGACUGGCAUGGCCGAGUUUGCCGCGGCCAUGGUCAGAUCUGGCGGCGUCUCCUCCCUGUAUGCUGGCUUGGGCGCCACCGUCGCCAAGCACACUGCGCACUCGUGUUUCUACUUCGCAGCCUUUCAUGAGACGAAGAAGCAUGCGCCGAAGGCCAGCAGCCGCUUGCAACAAAUCGCCUUGGACUUGGCGUCUGGCUUCAUUGCUGGCUGUGCUGCCGCAACAGCCAACAAUCCGUUUGACGUGGUGAAGACUCGCCAGCAGGUCGGCGCCGCCGGCGCGUUGUCCAGCCACGCAGCUGGCCAGGAGUUCGCGGCGGGGCCGAGCUCCUGGCCUUCGAUCGCUUCGCAGCUGCUGCGGCAAGAUGGGAUUUCGGGGUUCUACAAGGGUUAUGUGGCCAAGGUAGCCAGGUUGGGGCCUGGCUCUGCCAUGAUCUUUUGCGUCUAUGAGCAGGUCGUGAGUCUUUUCGGCUGAGGAAAGAUGCGGCCCUUGCGAGCACUGCCAUGUGAUUGUGAUGUCCCACGUGCAGGGGGGAGGUGUAGGUGGCUCAAGCUUUAAGCUUGGCAGUCAGGAGUCAAACCCACAAUGACCCGUU
Messenger RNA from Effrenium voratum, 1057 nucleotides. The record is from the annotation of a GenBank genome assembly. NCBI's taxonomy places the organism in Eukaryota, Dinophyceae, Suessiales, Symbiodiniaceae.